CCAGCAUUUGUGUAGUUUGUUGUGAAAUCAGUUUUUGAGCUUGAAGACGAAGACGAAGAUGAGUAGCUCUGCACAAACUCCACACUCUCUAGCCUUCCGGGUGAUGAGGCUCUGCAGGCCAUCUCUUCACGUUGAAAUCCCACUCCGUUUCCACCCCUGCGAUCUGCUCUUCGGCGAAGAUCUGUUCGACGACUCCGUCGCCGCCGAUCACCUCCCUCGUCUCCUCUCCGGCUGCGAAUCCGUUACCUCCGGCGACGGUGUUUCUGACCCGUCGGAUCUCUCGUACCGCUCCAGAUUUCUCCUCGAUCAGUCAUCCGAUUCCCUCGGUGUCCCUGGCCUCCUCGUCCUCCCCCAAUCCUUCGGGGCCAUAUAUUUGGGAGAGACGUUCUGCAGUUAUAUCAGUAUAAACAACAGUUCUAAUGUCGAAGUCAGGGAUGUUGUAAUCAAGGCAGAAAUCCAAACAGAAAAGCAACGAAUACUUCUUUUGGAUACAUCAAAAUCCCCCGUUGAGUCCAUACGAGCUGGAGGACGAUAUGAUUUCAUUGUAGAACAUGAUGUGAAAGAACUUGGUGCACAUACAUUGGUGUGCACUGCUCAAUAUAGUGAUGAUGAUGCUGAGCGUAAAUAUCUACCACAGUUUUUCAAAUUCAUAGUUACAAACCCCCUUUCUGUUCGAACAAAGGUGCAGUCUAGAAUGCCUCUGAUGCAUGCUUCAAUGGGAGUAUAAUUAAUGCAUACAUAGUGCCAAGAGUGGUUGUAACUUACUACUUUUACUUCGCAAACAUAUCUAUUCCACCAUCUCCAAUGGAGCCAUAGGUUCACUAUUUUUUGGGUUUGGGUUGUGAUGGAAUAAAACAAAAUGGCUCUUUAAAGUUUACACUGUCUGUGCUUCUUCUAUACUGAAGUAACAAUUAGUCAAUGCAAGUUUCGAUGCUCAUCUUGGGUCAUCUGGAAACAACCGCUCUAUGUUUUAAACAUUGGGUUCAAGCUGCGUACAUCCGAACCCCUCCUACACUGCAAUGGGCGGGAGCCCUUGAGGGCCUGACGCAUUGGGGUAAUGUUG
Cuscuta campestris is the source of this 1063-nucleotide messenger RNA. The record is from the annotation of a GenBank genome assembly. Lineage: Eukaryota; Viridiplantae; Streptophyta; Magnoliopsida; Solanales; Convolvulaceae.